Cokeromyces recurvatus is the source of this 2829-nucleotide messenger RNA. RefSeq names its product kinesin heavy chain. The transcript is spliced from 9 exons. The record is from RefSeq and is a predicted model, not a curated record. Bases 205 to 2649 code for a protein of 814 amino acids. Lineage: Eukaryota; Fungi; Mucoromycota; Mucoromycetes; Mucorales; Mucoraceae. Gene Ontology annotation, molecular function: microtubule motor activity; ATP binding; microtubule binding. Gene Ontology annotation, biological process: microtubule-based movement.
UUUUUUCUUUAUUUCAUUUCAUUCAAUUUACUGUAAUUUCUUUCAUCUUAUUCAUCAAACUUUUUUUUUUUUCCUUUUUUAAUUAUUAAUUACAAAACAAAGUUACAAUCCUAUACCAUUUCAUUGUCGAGAACUCAUCAUCCUUAAUAAACAAUACUUUAAUAUAUAAAAAAAAUCUUUAUUCGAAUAUUACUUAGAACAUAAAUGUCAGGAAAUAAUAUCAAAGUCGUAUGUCGUUUUCGACCGCAAAACAAAUUAGAAAUAAAAGAGGGUGGUGUACCUAUUAUUGAGAUAUCGGAAGACGGAACAGGUAUCUCAGUCAAGGGAAAAGAUACCAAUUCAUUUUCAUUUGAUAAAGUAUUUGGCGCAAACACAAAGCAACAAGAAAUAUUUGAAUAUUCCAUUAAAUCUAUUGUUGAUGAUGUGGUGGCUGGCUAUAACGGUACCGUAUUCGCUUAUGGUCAAACUGGCUCGGGUAAAACAUUCACAAUGAUGGGGUCUAGUAUUGAUGACAUUGAAAACAAGGGUAUUAUUCCACGUAUUGUUGAACAGAUAUUCAAGAGUAUUCAAAUGGCGCCUACCAACAUGGAAUUUACUGUCAAAGUAGCCUAUAUGGAAAUUUACAUGGAAAGAGUAAAAGAUCUUUUAGUUCCAACAAAUGAUAAUUUGGCUAUUCAUGAGGAUAAAAUGAAAGGUGUCUAUGUAAAAGGAAUUAAAGAAGUAUAUGUAUCUGAUACAACUGAGGUGUAUGAUGUCAUGAGAAUUGGUGGUGAAAAUCGUGUAGUAGCAUAUACAAAUAUGAAUGCAGAAAGUUCAAGAAGUCAUUCUAUUGUCUUGGUUACUAUAACGCAGAAAAAUUUGGAUACUGGUGCUGCUAAAAGUGGCAAGCUCUAUUUAGUAGAUUUGGCUGGUUCAGAAAAAGUAGGAAAAACAGGCGCCUCAGGCCAAACUUUAGAAGAAGCAAAGAAGAUUAAUAAAUCACUUACAGCUUUGGGUAUGGUGAUUAAUUCCUUAACAGAUGGAAAGUCAAGCCACAUUCCUUAUAGAGAUUCAAAAUUAACUCGUAUUCUUCAGGAAUCAUUGGGUGGUAAUUCUCGUACAACUCUUAUUAUCAAUUGUUCCCCAUCCUCUUACAAUGAAGCAGAAACGAUCUCCACUUUAAGAUUUGGUGCACGAGCAAAGACGAUUAAGAAUAAGGCUAAGGUGAAUGCAGAUUUGUCUCCUGCAGAACUUAGGGCCCUACUCAAAAGAGUUAAAAGUGAUGCUGUCUCUUACAAAGCUUAUAUUGAUGCAUUAGAAAAAGAAAUUGGUCUAUGGAGAUUGGGCCAAAAAGUGCCAGAAUCAAAUUGGGCUUCAAAGGAUAUAGGCAAUAAAUCCUCAAGUAAUAAAGCUCCUCCUUAUAGUACUAACGUCCAUACUCCUCUUACACCACCGCCAACACCAUUUAAACUAUCCAUAGAUGAGGAUAGUAGACCAUCAACACCGGCUACAACGCUUAAUACAGAUGAAAAAGAAGAAUUUUUAAAGCGUGAGCAGGAAUUAUUAGAACAAAUAUCAGAAAAAAGAACUGAAUUAUCAAAUCGUGAGAAACAAGUUGAAAGUAUUCAACUCAUACUGAAAGAGAUAAAAGAAAAGGAAAGAUCUUUAAGUCAAGCUAAUAAGGCACUCUCUUUUGAAUUAAAUGAAACACAUUUACAGCUUGAAAAAGAUUCUUAUGAAAAGAAGGAAGGAGAGAUCAAUAUUGAUUCAUUGAAAGAAGCAAAUUUAGAAUACAAGGCAGAACUUGAAGAAUUGAAGGAGACUUUGGCAAGAUUGGAAGCUGCUGAAGAGAAAAAUAAACAAGAACUGGUAGUUGCAGACAUGAAGAUGGAGAAUGCAACUGAUAAAAAGGACAAUUUAGAAACUGCUUUAGAUAUUAAAGAAAUGACACCUAAAUCUAUUGCACAGUUACGACAUGAACUAGAAAUGACCAGGGGUUUAAUUAAACAGCAUAAAGAAACAAUUGAUAUUCUUCAAGAAGAAAAAGGCGCACUUGAGCAAAAACGUAGGAACCUUGAAAUCCGGUUCAAUACUUUGGAAAAUGAAUACGAAGAAUUGUUGGAUAAAUCGAUUGCUAUGGAAGAAAUGGAUGUGAGACAGUCAAUGAGUAUUGUAGAUUCAAUUGCUAAGCUCAAGACUAAAUUAGAAAAUCAAUUCCUUAUAAAGAGUCAAAUACAGCAAAAGGAGAUCGAAUCCCUUAAAGCAGACAUUGAAAAUAAGACUAAAGAAGAAAUGAAAAUACAAACAGUCCUUGCUGAAAUGACAGAAACGCAGCAAAAACUACAACAAAAGAUGGCUGCAAAUGAAUCUUCAGUCUUAUCUGAAGAAGCAAUAAAACAAAAGGAACUAGAGCUUGAAAAGAUGAAGAAAUCAAUGGCCCAAGAAUUAGCAGAAUUUGAAAAUAUGAAAAAGGUAUUGAUGCGUGAUCUCCAAAGUCGAUGUGAAAAGGUUGUUGAACUUGAGAUUACGUUGGACGAAACUCGUAUUCAACAAAAUAAUUUGUUGAAAGCAACCAAUAAUAAAGCUCAACAAAAGAAAAUGGCCCUAUUGGAAAGGAAUUUAGAUCAAUUAACGAAUGUACAGAACUUGUUGAGCAAAACUCACGACUAAAAAAAGAAGCUGCAUUAUCAGAUAGAAAACUGACUGCAAAGAAUGAAAUUAUACAAAACUUGGAUAAUUUGGUUAAGGAAGCGCAAAAUAGAUUAUUGAUUCAAAACGAAAAAUUUGAAUCACAGCUUCAAGCAGUUCGUGGCCGAUUAGAACAGGCACGUUCACAUAAAGCACAAGGCG